UACAGUUAAUAAUAAUGCCAGAAACACACCAGUCUUAGCUGUAAACAAAGGAAUAACUCACAGUAGUUAUACAUAGGUUGUCCCCAGGUAGUGCAUGUAUAGGUCUUGUACUAGGACUGAGCCAAUGACCUGGAUUUUGGUCCUCACUGGACUACACCUAUAAUACAUCAACACCCACUCGGACUCACCCUGAAACCCACACAGUUACGGAAGAGAACCACCAAUGACCUCAGUCACAAACAAAGUUUAGUCAAAGACAUAAUUUUUGAAUCAUCCAUAAACACACGCUAGGUUUAAUUUAGCCUGAUUUGGAAAAUGACAAUGAAAAUGAUAAAAAAUGUUGUUCCUAUGUGGGCAGCGCCACUCGGUUGCUAGGCAACACUCUAACAACGGGGCAGUCAUGGCGGAGAGCAGCCAAAGUGCAGAGACCAACCUGACAGAUGUACAAAAUGACAUCAAAGCUGCCUUCAAGCCGUUUGAUUAUCAGGCUAAUAACACGGUGGACGUCAGGGAGAUUGGCACCAUUAUAUAUUCACUGGGUUGCUUCCCCUCUCAGGCCGAUCUACAUGACUUCAUAGCUGAGGUGGAAGAAGAUCACACAGGAUAUGUCCAUUUGGACAGGUUCCUCCCAGCCAUGACUAAAGUGCUGGUGGAGAACAAGUUCCCUCCCAUCCCUGAGGACCUUCUGCUUCAGGCCUUUGAGGUUCUGGACAAAGAAAAGAAAGGAUACCUGGAGCCUGAGGAGCUGAUAAAGUAUAUGACACAAGAAGGUGAGCCCUUUACUCAGAUGGAGGUGGAUGAGAUGCUGACAGCACUCGCCGACCGUGAGAAGAACUUGAUCUAUUACAAAGACUUAACCAGCCAGCUGACUAUUGACCCCGACAUGAAGGGUUAUCCAAAACGUUGAGGACCAUCACAAACUCACACAAUUUGUGUAAAUGGUCUGCAGAUAGUGCAGUCUCUCAUUUUCAUGUUCACAUUCAAGACGCUCAGCUGCCAUAAGAGCAGUGUCUGUUCUUUUCUCAGUAUGUUUUUAAUAUGGACUUGUUGCUCUGCCACCAUGGUAUAAUUAAUACAUAAACAAGGUUUAGUUCUCAUUAUUACACUAAUUAAAUUGUAAAAUCAUUGUUGGAUUCAGAUCAAAAUGCUUGUUCAAAUGGGAAGAUUUAAGAAAACUUAUCAGUGGUAUUAGCUCAUACAUUGCGGCAAAGCUCUUGUAUUUAGAGGUUUGAUCUGGCAGAGAUGUUCUCAUGAAACACAUUACACAGGAAAGGGCACAUAUAGUAUAAAUCGAUUUGACUGAAAGCAGUCCACUUUUUGUUAAUAUAUUCACACAUCGAGAUCAUCAUGUAGCUAAUGAAAGACAUAUUGGUUGUAAUCGUGCACUUGAGUGGGUUUAACAGUGAAGUCAUUCAGACUGCUGGUGUGUGGAUUCUGGGGCUUUGUGAGGUGAUCUGACGAUGCUAAAAUAUGCAUCUAAAUCUGAGAGGGAAACGCUACUUGUAACAAGAGCUUGUUGCUGUUCCAAACCCAGAGUGUGGGCUGAAAAUAGAGUCUAAGGCAACACGCUGGGUUUCAAAAUAGCAUGCUCUGCUGCACAGGAUUUACAGCUGUGAAGCACGGUAAAGCCAGGUUUUGAACAGAAAAUGUUCACCGUUGUAGAUAUUCAGUCUACAAUCCCAUGUAGCAUGGACUCAAGGCUUGAUCCUUAAGCUUCCUUAAGCUGCAGAUACGAAGUAGCCACUCUGAAACUUCAACGUUAAAAGUAAUUUGACAUCUGACUGACAAGCUCCUGAGUGAGAACAUAAAUUAUUUACAGUAUCUGGGCACCCUGGUGGCGUCAGUAGGUGCAGCCAAAGUACAUAAAUAAAGCAGGAAUUAGUAACAAAACCAAGGCCAACAACACCACCAGUAUGAAGUGAUGCUAAAUGAAAUGAAACGUGUUAAAUGUUGGGAGGAAACUACGUGAUGGUGACUUUGCAGUGACAGGAUGGCGUCUUUAUCGCUGGUGUCUUGUGUCUUAAUGAUCAUUAGCUUUGCAGUAAAUGACCCUUGGCGUAUUAAAAAACAAAACAAAGCAAUGAUCGCUUAAUCAUCGUAGACUUUUAUCUCAGGUGAUUCUGCAUUGGAUAAACAACAUGCAUGAAACAGUUAAACACAGCUUUGGGACAUGGAUGAUUAGACUUAUCUAAAGCUUAGAUAAGUACUGCAGAGGGAAACACAAGCCGACCUCUAUAUGAGCAUGGAUGCAUGCGGUGGCUCCAGUUCACAGUUUAACACAACCCGUCAUCUUCUAAUCACUGUUUAAGACAAAAAAGAAAUCAUUAGCGUAUAGUGAUAGAAAUAAAUCUGCACGAAAAGUUCCCUUUUCACAAAACGUGAAGUAAAAA
Messenger RNA from Mugil cephalus (flathead mullet), 2390 nucleotides. It is a transcript of the gene drc8, whose product is annotated as EF-hand calcium binding domain 2. The coding region runs from base 338 to 907 and encodes 189 amino acids. Gene Ontology annotation, molecular function: calcium ion binding. The transcript is spliced from 7 exons. The record is from RefSeq and is a predicted model, not a curated record. Lineage: Eukaryota; Metazoa; Chordata; Actinopteri; Mugiliformes; Mugilidae.